AUGCCAGUUCGAAAAUCAACCCCUGGCGCGAAAGCAGCCCACAAACGUCAAUUGUCACAAGAAACUCCCUCGACAACCCCUGGGAGCAGGGUUUCGAAGAGGCUGAAGGAGUCUGUCGAGAAGGGUCGAGGUCGUGGCAAGGCGACGCCGACAAAAAGCCCGUACUUCCAGCAGCCGGACAGUGAGGAUGAGGAUGAGGAUGUCGACCCCACCGAGGACGAGGACGAUGUCGAUGAGUCGGGCUAUGAAGACCAAAGCGCGUCGGAAACAGAUCAUCCCACGACCGAGGAGUCGAACACAGAAGACGACUCCGCCUCCUCCUCUGGCGCGAAGAACAAAAGAAAACGAAAGCCGACGACGAAGGCCGCGGGUAAGCGUAGGGGUGGGAUCACGGGCGGCGUCCAGGCUGUGGCCAACGCCGUUUUGGAGAAAGGCAAAGAACUCUGGAGACCUGGAGUCAAGACGGGCUUGGGACCGGGCAAGCAGGUCUUCAUCGAGAAACCGAAACCCAGGGGGGAUGGAGGCAUCGCAUACGUCAAUGAGAAGAUCCAUCCGAACACCAUGGCCUUCUUGAAAGACCUGAAGGAGAAUAAUGACAGAGAAUGGCUGAAGAUCCACGACGUCGAUUACAGGGCUUCGUGGAAGGACUGGGAAGGCUUUGUGGAAGCCCUGACCGAGAAAAUCACAGAGAUUGACGAAACGAUCCCUGAGCUGCCGCCAAAGGAUCUGGUCUUCAGAAUCUAUCGAGACAUCCGAUUCUCCUCUGAUCCAACUCCUUACAAACCUCACUUCUCUGCAGCAUGGUCUCGAACUGGUCGUAAGGGACCUUAUGCAUGUUAUUACGUACAUAUUCAGCCCGGAGGCAAAAGUUUCGUUGGUUCUGGGUUGUGGAUGCCAGAGUCCCAACCGCUGGGCCUGCUGAGAGCGAAUAUCGACCGCAAACCGAAGAAACUGAGGAGGGUCCUCACAGAGGCUCAGUUGCGCAAAAACGUCUUGGGUGUCGCAUCGAACGACGAGAAGAAGGCCGUCAAGGCCUUUGCCGACCAGAACAAGGAAAAUGCACUGAAAACGAAACCGAAGGGCUACGAAGCAGACAACCCAAAUAUCGAACUCCUUCGGCUGCGCAAUUUCACCCUAGGAAAGAGACUCGCCGACGAACAGGUGGUAGGCGAGCACGGCCUGCCCACCAUCCUCGAGUUAAUUCGCGUCAUGGUACCAUUUGUGAGUCCACCUCUUUACCUCCUAUUCGUGCCCAUCGUUGCAAUUGCGGUUGUCUCCAGUGUCUCCAGGCUGCCACCUCGAUGA
Messenger RNA from Fonsecaea erecta, 1305 nucleotides. RefSeq lists its product as hypothetical. The transcript is spliced from 7 exons. The coding region runs from base 1 to 1305 and encodes 434 amino acids. NCBI's taxonomy places the organism in Eukaryota, Fungi, Ascomycota, Eurotiomycetes, Chaetothyriales, Herpotrichiellaceae. The record is from RefSeq and is a predicted model, not a curated record.